UAUUGAUCCCACCGAAAGGAUUACCUUGCACUGUAGAUCCCACCUUCAGAGCCAAAGAGACAGAACAACAUCUAAGUCUACCCUACCAGACAACGCAACAACACAAUGGUAUCCCCAAGUGCGACCAAAAACUACGGCCUCAUCCGGCACUCCGCCGGAAAAGCCAUUCUCCAAGAGAUCCCCAUCCCAACCGUUCGCGACGACUAUAUCCUGGUCCGAACUGAAGCAGUAGCACUUAAUCCCACGGACUGGACGACAUUAGACCGGACAGGAGAUAAUGGCACAUUGGUCGGGUGUGAUUACUCCGGUGUGGUUGAACAGGUCGGUAAGAAUGUCACAAAACAGUGGAAAGUUGGGGAUCGUGUUGCUGGGAUGGCGCAUGGAGGCAACGACCUCUACCCUCAAACCGGCGCCUUCGCACGCUAUAUCUCCGUUAAAGGAGAUUUUCAACUACGAGUUCCCGACGAAACGAGUUUCGAAGCCGCUUCCGCUGUUGGCGUGGGUGUUAUUUCGGCCGGGUUUGGAUUAUAUAACGUCCUAGGGUUGCCGUAUCCGAAUGUCGCGUCUGGUGAGAAGAAUCAGCAUGAGGAUGGAGAUCAGAUUCGAGAUCGUAAGGUGAUACUCAUUUAUGGUGGGAGUACAGCAACAGGGACACUGGCGAUUCAGUUUGCGAAAUUGUCUGGCCAUAGAGUGAUAACGACAUGUUCACCCAAGAACUUCGACCUAGUUAAGCAAAUCGGUGCGGAUGCUGUAUAUGACUAUCGAACCCCAGGAAUCGGGCACCAAAUCCGCCUCGACACAUCCAACCAACUAAGCCUCGUCUUCGACACUGUCAGCACAGAAAUCACCGCCCAAAUCUGCGCCGAUGCGAUCGGUUCUUCUGGUGGACAAUAUGUCAAUCUCCUGGGUCCUGACUGUCCACGCUCAGACGUGAAGUCGACCUUUUUCCUGGGUUACGAUGUAUCAGGUGAAGAGUACAUCUUUGAAGGAGAGAGAUUUCCUGCGAGACCGGAUGCUUUGGCUUAUGCAAGAGAAUUCGUGCCGAUAGCAGAAAAGCUUUGGGCACAGGGGAAGUGGAGACCUCAUCCGUUGAGGUUGGAAAAGGGGGGGUUGAAUGGCGUGAUUGAUGGGUUGAAGAUUCUGAGGGAGGGGAGGUAUAGCGCAGAGAAAUUGGUGUAUCGUGUUAAUGAGACGGAGUGGCCUUCGGUCUGA
Molecule: messenger RNA, 1212 nt
Organism: Exophiala mesophila
Lineage: Eukaryota; Fungi; Ascomycota; Eurotiomycetes; Chaetothyriales; Herpotrichiellaceae
Exons: 4
Coding region: 106-1212 (368 amino acids)
Molecular function (GO): oxidoreductase activity, acting on NAD(P)H
Source: RefSeq, a predicted model, not a curated record